AUGAAGCUGGCAACCCUUCUUUCGUUGCUUCCAUUGGCUCUAGCAGUCCCAGCACCGCUGGAAAAACGAGCAAACCCUACCGUCGUUGCUCCCUCGCCUCAAGCCACGGUUGCUGGCAUCAACGUAUUGGGUGUUGAGUCUUUCAAAGGCAUACCAUACGCACAGCCUCCGAUCGAUCAGCUACGACUAAAGCCACCUCAGCCCAUAACUUCCUCCCUGGGAAAGGUCGACGGAACCGGCAUUCCAAAAGCAUGCCCACAGUUCUUCUUCAGCAUAGAUGAGAGGAAUAUCCCCACCAACGUCUUAGGCACUAUCCUAAACCUACCACUUCUCCAGACCGUCACAAAUGCUGGAGAAGACUGCCUUACUAUCAACGUACAGCGCCCCGCUGGUACCAAAGCUGGCGAUAAACUUCCGGUACUAUUCUGGAUCUUUGGUGGCGGGUUCGAACUUGGAUCUACUGCAAUGUAUGAUGGAACAAGCCUUGUAGCCGAAUCAGUCGCUCAAGGCAAGCCCAUCGUAUUUGUUGCGGUCAACUAUCGCGUGGGCGGGUUUGGCUUCAUGCCUGGGAAAGAGGUACUCGCCGAUGGCUCCGCCAAUCUAGGGCUACUAGACCAACGAUUGGGCUUGGAAUGGGUUGCUGACAACAUUGCCGCAUUCGGUGGAGAUCCUGAGAAGGUCACGAUCUGGGGAGAGUCUGCAGGUGCUAUCUCCGUGUUGGAUCAGAUGAUGCUUUACGAUGGCGACAACAACUACAAUGGCAAGCCGCUAUUCAGAGCUGGCAUCAUGAACUCGGGUUCGAUAGUUCCAGCUGAUCCCGUUGACUGCCCCAAAGGUCAAGCGAUUUACGACAGGGUCGUUGAAGCAGCUGGAUGUGCCAGCUCCGCCGAUACCUUGGUCUGUCUCCGCACAGUGCCAUACACCAAGUUCCUCAAUGCCGCCAAUACUGUCCCGGGUAUCUUGGGCUACUUCACAGUCAAUCUUUCCUACCUCCCUCGCCCCGAUGGAAAGGCACUCUCGGAUUCUCCCGAUGCCCUUGUCAAAGCUGGAAAGUACGCCAAAGUACCCUUCAUCGUUGGUGACCAAGAAGACGAGGGUACUCUCUUUGGUCUCUUCACUUCGAAUUUGACUACAACCAAGGAAGUAACGACCUAUCUCUCAACCAUUUUCUUCCAGAAUGCUUCACCAGCGCAAGUCGAACAGCUAGUAGGCAGCUACCAAACUAUCACCGAGGACGGCUCGCCCUUCCGCACUGGCCUGCUCAACAACUUCUACCCGCAAUUCAAGCGCGUCUCCGCUAUUCUCGGCGACGUUACCUUCACCCUCACACGUCGCCUCUUCUUGGAAGUCACUGGUCAAGUCGCACCCGAUGUACCAUCCUGGUCCUAUCUCGCGACAUACGAUUUCGGUACACCCAUUCUAGGAACAUUCCAUGGCUCCGACAUCCUGCAAGUUUUCAAUGGCAUCUUGCCCAACAAUGCCGCGAAGACUAUUCGAGGUUACUACUACUCAUUCGUCUACGACUUGGACCCCAAUGAGGGCAACACUUUUAUGGACUGGCCGAAGUGGAGUGAGGGCAGGAAGCUGAUCAACUUUGGAGCGAAUAAGAACAGCUACCUCGACGAUGACUUUAGGGGUGAUACACACGAAUUCUUGGCUCAAAACGUAGCGAGUUUGAGGGUUUGA
Messenger RNA from Alternaria conjuncta, 1686 nucleotides. RefSeq lists its product as uncharacterized. The record is from RefSeq and is a predicted model, not a curated record. Bases 1 to 1686 code for a protein of 561 amino acids. The transcript has 2 exons. Lineage: Eukaryota; Fungi; Ascomycota; Dothideomycetes; Pleosporales; Pleosporaceae.